AUGGGACUAGAGGCUUGCAACCUACCCAUGGGUUUCAAAUUUUAUGCAAAACACAGCAAUAGAAAAGAGUCUCCUGAUUCCGGAGGAAAGCCUGCCCGUACGCUUGAGUCGGAUGCGGCCAUUGAAGAUCUGAUGAUGCAAGCCAGGAAGUUUAAGUAUGACGUCAUCGGACUGACCGAGACGAGGCGACGCCACCCACUGACCGCCAUGUAUGACACUGGAGAAAACCUGUUCUUAGAAACAUACGAUAGUAGAGGAACUGGUGGAGUUGGUGUCCUCGUCAACACUUUCGACAACUUACAACCCGAAUCGGACGUCUGCGGAUGA
This is a messenger RNA of Necator americanus (New World hookworm), 327 nucleotides long. RefSeq lists its product as uncharacterized. The record is from RefSeq and is a predicted model, not a curated record. The coding region runs from base 1 to 327 and encodes 108 amino acids. The transcript has 2 exons. NCBI's taxonomy places the organism in Eukaryota, Metazoa, Nematoda, Chromadorea, Rhabditida, Ancylostomatidae.